Messenger RNA from Lontra canadensis (Northern American river otter), 692 nucleotides. RefSeq names its product coiled-coil-helix-coiled-coil-helix domain containing 10 (gene CHCHD10). Bases 79 to 495 code for a protein of 138 amino acids. The record is from RefSeq and is a predicted model, not a curated record. Gene Ontology annotation, biological process: mitochondrion organization. The transcript is spliced from 4 exons. NCBI's taxonomy places the organism in Eukaryota, Metazoa, Chordata, Mammalia, Carnivora, Mustelidae. Gene Ontology annotation, cellular component: mitochondrion; nucleus.
CGCGUUCGUCCCCGAGCUAGAGCCGCUGUCACUGUCGCCGUCUCUGAUUGCGCUUGGCUGCGUCUCACCGCCACCAUCAUGCCCCGGGGGAGCCGAAGUGCGACCGCCCGGCCAGCCAGCCGCACUGUUCACCCGCCCGCGCACCCGCCGCCCUCGGCCCCUGCACCGGCCCCCGCCUCGUCGGGCCAGCCCGGCUUGAUGGCGCAGAUGGCGUCCACGGCCGCUGGGGUGGCCGUGGGCUCGGCUGUGGGACACGUCGUGGGUAGUGCCCUGACUGGAGCCUUCAGCGGGGGGAGCUCAGAACCCGCCCAGCCUGCCGCCCAGCAGGCUCCCACCCGGCCUGGCCCCCAGCCUCUGCAGAUGGGGCCUUGUGCCUACGAGAUCAAGCAGUUCCUGGACUGCUCCACCACUCAGAGUGACCUGUCCCUGUGUGAGGGCUUCAGCGAGGCCUUGAAGCAGUGCAAAUACAACCACGGUCUGAGCUCCCUGCCCUGAAGAGACAGGUGCAGACUGGUGCAGAUCCAUGAGCCAGCCCUGCACCCUCCCACCCAUCCUCCCCUCUUCACCGACAGCUGGACCAUGACGUCAGAUUGUACCCACGUAGCUGGGAUUGGGAGUGAGGAGGGGGUUUCUCACCCCGCAAAUGACCGGAGACACAGAUGUGCAAUUAAAAGAGUUUAUUUUAGAGUGUA